Molecule: messenger RNA, 751 nt
Organism: Prunus dulcis (almond)
Lineage: Eukaryota; Viridiplantae; Streptophyta; Magnoliopsida; Rosales; Rosaceae
Product: cyclic nucleotide-gated ion channel 1-like
Exons: 2
Coding region: 1-630 (209 amino acids)
Source: RefSeq, a predicted model, not a curated record
AUGUCAAAUGAAUAUGGCCUCCCUAAUGCAUCCGGGGAUAUAUGUGAAAUAGUAAAAAGACAAUUUCGACGAGAUGGAGAUCUUGCUGUGGAGAAUAUAUUCUCUAUUCUUCCCUUAGAUGUUCGGAAGAUUAUCAAGCGCCAUCUCUUAUUGCCUAAACUAAAGGAAGUGCCAACGCUUCAAGGUAUAGACGAAAACGUGUUGGAUGACAUAUUCUUGGAUCAUCUUGAGCAAGUAAUCUAUGAUGGAGGCAACUAUAUUAUUCGAGAAGGGGAGCCACUUGAUAUGAUGAUCUUCAUCUCACGGGGCAGUGUUCUUACCUACAACACUAGUAGCACUGGCCAUGUUGGAGGAGGAAGUGGCUUGUCAAACACUAUAGGUCGGCUCACUAGGGAUGAUCUUUAUGGACAAGAACUUAUGAGUUGGGCAACGACAUCAACCUCCUUUUCCGACUUGCCCAUCUCCAGCAAAACCCUCAAGUCUCAUGAAAAAGUUGAAGUCUUUGCCAUAAGAGCUUCUGUUUUACUGCAUAUUGUCUCUGAACACAAGAAGUAUUUCAAGACAGAGACACAGCAUCCCCACCCAACGGAUAGCACUCUUAUUGAGAUAAAUGAACAUGGCAAUUCUUAAGUUAUUACACAUGCAAUAUUGUGCAAGGUCAGGUACCCACUUGUUAGCUAGCUAGCUAUAAGGCCUUCGUUAAUUAUCUAUAACCAGGAUUUUGUGAAACCAGUUUUACAAAGUUUUUACA